This is a messenger RNA of Macrobrachium nipponense, 2909 nucleotides long. Its product is annotated as ERI1 exoribonuclease 3-like. Gene Ontology annotation, biological process: exonucleolytic trimming to generate mature 3'-end of 5.8S rRNA from tricistronic rRNA transcript (SSU-rRNA, 5.8S rRNA, LSU-rRNA). NCBI's taxonomy places the organism in Eukaryota, Metazoa, Arthropoda, Malacostraca, Decapoda, Palaemonidae. The transcript is spliced from 6 exons. The record is from RefSeq and is a predicted model, not a curated record. Gene Ontology annotation, molecular function: nucleic acid binding; 3'-5'-RNA exonuclease activity. The coding region runs from base 202 to 819 and encodes 205 amino acids.
UACUUCCCAGCUUUAAUCGAAUAAUUUAAACCGAAAAUCAGACAGACUUAGAAUGGCAUUGCGUCAGGUGUUGUAGUACCUAGCCUACCUACCUAGCUCGACGGAGACUACGACUUGAUAUGAACGUCGUAAGCGACAGUAUUCUAGAUAUUUGGUAUAGGUUCAAAAAAAGUAGGUAGCUACCUUGACAUCAAAGGAAAAAUGGGGCAGAGAAAACCUCAAAGUUAUGAUUAUUUCAUUGUCUUAGACUUUGAGGCCACCUGUCAAAAGAACAUACAACUGGUGCCACAGGAAAUCAUUGAAUUCCCAGCCCUGAAGGUCAAUUCCACAACAUACGAAGUUGAGACUAAAUUUCACCAAUUUGUAAAACCUGUUGUGCAUCCACAACUAACCGACUUUUGCAAAGAGUUGACGACUAUUACACAGGCUGAAGUAGACAAUGCAAGUGAGUUCAGCAAAGUUAUGGGAGAUUUCCGAGCAUGGAUUAAUAGUGAGAUGCAAGGAAAAAGCUUCAUAUAUGUAACAUGUGGGGAUUGGGACAUGGAGACAAUGUUGCCAGCCCAGUGCAGACUGUCUGGUGAGGAGGUACCUGAUCACUGCAAAAGCUGGGUUAAUAUAAAAAAGUCUUAUAGAAACUAUACCAAGCAUUUUGCCAGAGGUCUCAUUGAAAUGCUUGAAGGUUUAGGAAUAGGUCACACAGGGACCCUGCACCGUGGACUGGAUGAUUGCAUAAAUAUUCUGAAUAUCCUCCGAGGACUGGCAGAUCGGGGUGUCCAGUUUUCUCCUUCUAAUAAGUGUAUUCAAGCCAGACUAUCCUAAAUAUGGGUUAUUGACUGUGAUAUCUGAAGCCUUUGGAUUUUUUUUAUGGAGAAUGAAUAGGAUUUGGUCCUUCCUGGAGAUGAAAGACUUCAAAGAUUUCUUCAGGGGAAGUGGAUCCAACAGGAGCUGAAGACAGCUUCACAGGAUCCUAGAGUCUUUUAAGAAUUAGAGGGGAUGUUAUAAUCCAACGGCCUUCUCUCCAGGAAUGCUUCAGGAGCUGAAGACUACUUUAAAGGAUCCUGGAGUCAUGAAGAAGUCUUCAAGAAUACGUUUUAAUCCAGUUAUUUAAUUACUUUAUUUUCAGUGAGUCAUUGUGGUAGAUAUCCUGUAAGCAGACAGCUGGUAUAAUUAUGCACCCUUAUUGAAAACUUGCAAACCAUGUCUAAAAGAAGGGCAAAUGAAGGUACUAGAGAGAGAGAGAGAGAGAGGAAAGAUUAAAUCGUGAUCAUGAAAUGAAGAGGCAAAGGUGUGCCGGUGAAAUACCCGCUGAGAUUACAAGAGCAAUGUGUUAGAGAUCAACGUUGUCUCUUGCAAGAAACUGACAGUCACCACUCACAGAGAUUAGCUGAACGACAUGUCCUAGAACUAAUUGUAAAUCAUGGGUUUGUCUUGAAAUUUUGUUUCCCAUAAAAAAAUGUAGUUCAGUGUGACAAAGGGCCCAGUUCAUAACUUGAAGCUGCAUUUCAUUUAAAUAGGGAGUCUUUCAACUGCCCUCCUGCCCCGGGCAUUGCAUUGCAUAUGCCAUUCAUGUCUGAAAUUUUCAUCUGAUCAGUUGUUAUGGAAAUGGCAGUUAAGGUGUAUAGGAAUGAAUUUAUAGGUCCAAUUUUUUUACUGAAUUGUAUAUUGCAACAUCUGUGAUGUAACUUGCAUGAUGAUCAAAUGGAAAUGGAAUUCAUGAUGACUGGCUUUAUGAUCAUGUGUUGGCAGCUGGGUUGCAUUUGUACAUAUACAUAGUCCAAUCAGUGUAAUGGAAAAAGAAGUGGAGCUUAUGUGGCUUCCUCUCAAGAAAACCAGAAUACCUUAGACUUUGGACAAGGUACAUUAAUAGGCAGUUUGAAUGUGGCCAAUGCAACACAAAGUGAUCUUAAAUAUAUAAUUUUGUUGCAUCAGUCAGUACACUGUAUAAUAAUAGAUUUAGUCUUUCUUACAGAGAAGAGUUUAAAAGACAAAAUUAAUUUCAUUAAGUGCUAAAUUAUCUUUUGAUUGUUUCUUCUUUACUGAAAUUGCCACUAAAUAUACAUCUGUUUUAUAAUUUGGAUUGUGUGCUCAAACUUCUGUAGCCCAGAUAGAUUUCAGAUGUAUUAUUAUAUCGUAAAGGUAAGGAUUGGACAUGUUUAAUGCUGCAAUAGUUCUUGUACUUUGAAAAGAUAUCAGACCAUGACUGAAGGAAAUUUAUCAAUUUUUAUUUUGACUCAAUAUUCCUGUAUAAUUUAUCCAGAUGAAAUUUACUAAAGAUAUUGCAACUGUAACUGAUUGGUUGGUGAGAUAUAUUAGGUAUCGGCUCAUAUAUUAUUUCAAAAGAGAAUAAUAUUCUCUCGUGACAUUCCAGCUAUGAUACCUUAGAAAAAUUUAGGUAAUUUCAGAAAUCUGCUUAAUUGUUUCCCUCUGUUGUGUGCUAAUAGCUUUUACUGUCAAGUGGAGAGGAUUAGAAUUCCAGUGUAGUUACAAAGUCAUCAUCCUUUUGUAUGUUUCUUUGAGGUUUUAUCUCCAGUUUUCAAAUACUUGAUACUUCUCCUUUAGCAGUAUUCCUUUGCUUUGCCUCCUCAUUUUGCAGUCAUGAUCUAGCAACACCUCUAAAAUGUCAACACUCCGUAUCUGCAGAUUAAUUUGUUGUUUGCCAUACAUUUAUACACAAGGGUUUGCACCAGCUCUUUAUGUACUACAGACCAAAAAAAUGCGUACCUGCUUCUUCAUGGGAUUUUUAUAUAGAACUGUAAAUGCAAAAGCCAUGUACUACUGCACAUACAGUAUUUAUUUUGUAAAUGGAUGCUUUUAGUUGGAAUAUUUUGGUAUAAUCACUGAAUUUUUGAAAUAUGUACCAUGUUUUAUAACUGUGAUUUGAUUGGGUGUUCAUUAAACUUAAAAUCAGA